AUGAAUAAACUACUAUCAUCUCUAAUUAACUUUCGCGUAAAUGAAGAGUUAAAAAACAGCUAUAAUAUUAGUGAUAGAUUAUUAUAUAUAGUUUGGAAUAAUAUAUUUUUAAGAAAUGAAAUUCAUAAACAUAUUUUAAAGUUUAUUAAACAUAGUGUUCAAUUUCUUGAUAUAUCAGGUUUUAGCAAGUUUAAAAAUAAAUCAUAUAUAACAACACUUAACUGGCGUAGUGAUCCACUACCAGAUAAAGAUGAAUAUCCACCAUUUUUGACAAUUUUAUAUUUGCACGGUUCUUCUGAAAUGCUAACUCUAACAACUUUACCAAACACAAUUACUACACUCGCAUUCGAUUAUUCUUUUAACCAAGUAAUUCCACCCGGUACAUUACCAAAUAGUCUCACAACACUCACAUUCGGUCAUCGUUUUAACCAAGUAAUUCCACCCGGCACAUUACCAAAUAGUCUCACAACACUCACAUUCGGUGAAUAUUUUAAUCGAGCAAUUCUACCCGGCACAUUACCAAAUAGUCUCACAACACUCACAUUCGGUCAUCGUUUUGACCAAGUAAUUCCACCCGGCACAUUACCAAAUAGUCUCACAACACUCACAUUCGGUCAUGAUUUUAACCAAGUAGUUCUACCCAACACAUUACCAAAUAGUCUCACAACACUCACAUUCGGUCAUUAUUUUAACCAAGUAGUUUCACCCGGCACAUUACCAAAUAGUCUCACAGCACUCAAAUUCUGUACUAAUUUUAACCAAGUAAUUCUACCCGGCACAUUACCAAAUAGACUCACAACACUCACAUUCGAUUUUAAAUUUAACAAAGUAGUUUCACCCGGCACAUUACCAAAUAGUCUCACAACACUCACAUUCGGUUAUUAUUUUAACCAAGUAGUUCUACCCAACACAUUACCAAAUAGUCUCACAACACUCACAUUCGGUUUUAAAUUUAACAAAGUAGUUUCACCCGGCACAUUACCAAAUAGUCUCACAACACUCACAUUCGAUUCUAAAUUUAACCAAGUAGUUUCACCCGGCACAUUACCAAAUAGUCUCACAACACUCAAAUUCGGUCGUAAUUUUAACCAAUUAGUUCUACCCGACACAUUACCAAAUAGUCUCACAACACUCAAAUUCGGUACUAAUUUUAACCAAGUAAUUCUACCCGGCACAUUACCAAAUAGUCUCACAACACUCACAUUCGGUCAUUAUUUUAACCAAGUAGUUCUACCCAACACAUUACCAAAUAGUCUCACAACACUCACAUUCGAUUUUAAAUUUAACCAAGUAGUUUCACCCGGCACAUUACCAAAUAGUCUCACAACACUCACAUUCGGUCAUGAUUUUAACCAAGUAGUUCUACCCGACACAUUACCAAAUAGUCUCACAACACUCAAAUUCGGUACUAAUUUUAACCAAGUAAUUCUACCCGGCACAUUACCAAAUAGUCUCACAACACUCACAUUCGGUCAUGAUUUUAACCAAGUAGUUCUACCCGGCACAUUACCAAAUAGACUCACAACACUCACAUUCGGUCAUCGUUUUGACCAAUACUAUAUUAAUAAUACUACAUUUUAA
Messenger RNA from Dictyostelium purpureum, 1581 nucleotides. RefSeq lists its product as uncharacterized. The record is from RefSeq and is a predicted model, not a curated record. Lineage: Eukaryota; Evosea; Eumycetozoa; Dictyosteliales; Dictyosteliaceae. The transcript has 3 exons. The coding region runs from base 1 to 1581 and encodes 526 amino acids.